This is a messenger RNA of Neohortaea acidophila, 1765 nucleotides long. Its product is annotated as DNA polymerase delta subunit 2. The transcript has a single exon. The record is from RefSeq and is a predicted model, not a curated record. The coding region runs from base 37 to 1557 and encodes 506 amino acids. Gene Ontology annotation, cellular component: delta DNA polymerase complex. Gene Ontology annotation, biological process: DNA strand elongation involved in DNA replication; DNA replication. Gene Ontology annotation, molecular function: DNA binding. Lineage: Eukaryota; Fungi; Ascomycota; Dothideomycetes; Mycosphaerellales; Teratosphaeriaceae.
UGUUCGACAUCUCUUUCAAACUGCCGAUCCGUUAAAAUGGCGAUACAAAACGGCGACAGCGAUGGUGCCCUGCUUUCCAAACCCUCCGACCAAGAAUAUCCCUCCCUCAAUCGCAUACCCGCCAACUACAACCCGCUCACAAACUACAACCUCCCCAAAAACCGGCACUACACCCAACAAUAUGCAGACAUGUACUUCGCCCGCCUGGCGCAGCUCAAGCCCGCCGUCGAGCAAGUCGCCGCAGAAGCCUGGCAGGACUUUGAGAUCGCGGGCGAGCGAGCACGCAGAGUCGACCGCGUGCUGGACGUGCGGCAAGGCGAGCUGUGCUGGGUGAUUGGCACGUGCUACAUGGAGAUGCCGCUCAAGCCGAACGUGCUGGAUGAUAUUGGCAAGGAGCAUUGGAUUGCGGCGCCGCCUGCGAGGCAGAAGUACACGGAGGGCGGGGAGGGGGAUCAAGUUAUGUUGGAGGAUGAGAGUGGGCGGUUGAGAUUGACGGGUGGUGCGCUGAGGAGUGUGUUGCUGGUUACCGGGGCGAUUGUGGCUGUCAUUGGGACGGAGAACAAGGAUGGAGAUUUCGAAGUGCUGGAUGUGCGGGUGGCGGAUCUGCCUCGACAGCCUCCGCGGUGGGAGAGAGAUGAUGGCGACACGGCAGUGCGGGGAAAGAGUGUCUCGAAACCGAGACCGAGCGGUGGCAAGGUGGCCAUCGUGUCUGGACUCAGCUUCAGCGGCGAUGUAGGCGACACACUACCUCUCGAGCUGCUCUCAGAAUGGCUGCUUGGAGAGUCCGCAGGGCCAGACGACCAACAAGACACCUCCACCAUUUCCCGCCUCAUCAUCGCCGGCAACUCCAUCGCCCACGGCUGCCCCAUUCCAUCACGAGAAGAAGUCGCCGCCGCAGCGUUAAAAAGCCGCGGCCAGAAGAAAUACGGCUACGACAGCGCCUCCUACAACGCCGCCCCGACCGCACGCUUCGACACCUGGCUCGCAAACCUCCUUCCCUCAAUUCCCAUCACCCUCCUGCCAGGUGAAUCCGACCCGACCGCCACCUCGCUCCCACAACAAGCUAUCCACGCCGCCAUGUUCCCCCACUCGCGCGCCUACAUGCAACCGCCCGCAGUCGACCACAGCUCCACCGAGCAGGAGCGAAGCUGGUUCACCAGCACGACGAACCCCACCGAAUUCGACCUGCAGGGCUGGCGCUUCCUCACGAUUGGCGGGCAGACGCUCAACGACGUCUACAAAUACCUUUCCACCAACGAUCGGCUGGAGAUGAUGGAGGCUAUGCUCCGCUGGCGCCUGACGGCUCCCACUGCCCCCGAUACCCUUACCUGCUAUCCGUUUCAGGACGGCGAUGCUUUUGUGCUGAAGGAGUGUCCGCACGUGUACGUUGCGGGCUGCCAGCCGAAGUUUGAGACGGGCGUGAUUGAGGGGCCUCAGGGGCAGAUGGUGCGGUUGUUGGCUGUGCCGAGUUUCCGCGAGACGGGCGAGGUGGUCGUGGUGGAUCUGGAGUCCUUGGGGGUGGAGGUUGUCAAAUUUGAGGUCUGGGAGGGUGGGUGAGGCGGAUGGAGUGUGAGGUGGCGUCAGAUGGCGAGCACGCCCAACAUUGUUGAGUCUCUGCAUGACGAACAUUGUACAGACUUGUAAAAAUAGGGCCUUGUGAAAGCUCGGCUCGGCUCAAAGAGGAGACUCCGUGAGAGCGAUCCACAAACAUCAAACGUACUCCACCCCUUCAUCUGCACACUCCCUCCCUCCCUGAGCCCCCUCA